CGUAGUCGAUCUGGUCUGGCAUGGGUCGAAGUCAGGAGAGAGAACUGUCGUCUAGUGGCUCAGGUUUGGCCUCUAGGGGCGCGAAAUCGGGUGAACGACCUGGAAAUAGGCAUAAGCGAAAUCAGAAACAGCGAGCGAGGGAUAUAAAGCGCCUUUUGAAGCGAGACAACAUUCCUGCUACUGUGAGACAAACGCAGGAGCGAGUGCUCGCCCUACUCGAAACCGAAGUGAAGGACGAGCAAGACAACCGGAAAGUCAAGAAACUAGCGAAGAAAUACAAAAUGGUGAGAUUUUUCGACCGACGGAAGUUGACAAGGAAACUGAAGAAGGUGAAUCGGCAAAUAUCAGUCUGCAAAGAUGAGUCAGAAAGAGCGACGUUGUCAGAGCAGCUUGAUGUGUUAAGGAAAGAGUAUAAUUACGUGACUCACUUUCCAGCUGAUAAAAAGUAUGUCUCUGUGCAUCCAGUUGGUGGAUGUCUGAACGAGAGUAGCAGGAGGCAGAUGGCAGACGUGCAAGCCGAUAUCCAUAGUCUCGUGGCUUCUGGUAAACUUCCGGACGCUAGUCUCGACGUCGUCUCUAUUGGAGGGAAAUCGGUGGCUGGAGCACGGACUUCGACUCGACAGAAGCAAAAGUUAACUAGAGUUUCGAAACCGAAAUACAUUGAGAAGACUGAUGGAAAUGGGAUGGGAGAUGAUAUUUAUUUUAUUGACACUAGUAGAGAUGAUUUCUUUUUGUAA
Molecule: messenger RNA, 737 nt
Organism: Corticium candelabrum
Lineage: Eukaryota; Metazoa; Porifera; Homoscleromorpha; Homosclerophorida; Plakinidae
Exons: 1
Coding region: 21-737 (238 amino acids)
Biological process (GO): maturation of SSU-rRNA from tricistronic rRNA transcript (SSU-rRNA, 5.8S rRNA, LSU-rRNA)
Cellular component (GO): nucleolus; preribosome, small subunit precursor
Source: RefSeq, a predicted model, not a curated record